UAAUGGCUUCCCCAAUGCUUGACCACCUGCGCGACUCAGACCAGGACGUUAGACUGGCGACUGACACAUGCCAGUUUAAUCUUACAGCUUCUUUAAAAUGAGCAAGGUGCAGAGAAGGAGGCGUAUUCCUCCAGAUCGCGCAAACUCUUAGAACACAAGCAGGAGUGUAGUACGCUACAAUAGACGACCACUGCAACGAGCUACAUAAAUUCGUGAUGCACAAGGUGUGACGCCGUUUCUGUAGCGUCAUAAAGCCCAAAACUAGAGUGGAAUCGUUCCCUGACUGCAUCGGUUUACCUUCAUUGAAUUGAACCAGAUCUUAUUUAUUUUAACGCUAAAUUUUUCCUAUUAUACGGGGUCUACAGAUUUGAGCACCAUCAGACCCAACGCAUUGACCGGCAGCCCAUCCGUCCUCCAUUAGCCUCGCGUUAUUUCUGUUAAGGGCUAGUUAUCCGUGAAGGUUGGGGGGGCUGGAACUGCCCCUAGUUCCAGCCCUGGUGGCCAACUCUCACCUGGGAGACCCGAGUUCAAUCCUCGCCAGAUCAUCGCCACAUUGGUAUCAAGAGAUCAUGGGGAAACAGAACAGCAAGCUGACCCCUGAGGUCAUGGAGGACCUGGUGAAGAACACUGAGUUCAAUGAGCAUGAGCUGAAGCAGUGGUACAAGGGCUUCCUGAAGGACUGCCCCAGUGGCAGACUCAACCUGGAUGAGUUCCAGCAACUCUAUGUCAAGUUUUUCCCAUAUGGUGACGCAUCAAAGUUUGCCCAACACGCCUUCAGAACCUUUGACAAAAACAGUGAUGGCACCAUUGACUUCAGGGAGUUCAUCUGCGCACUGUCCAUCACAUCCCGUGGAAGCUUUGAGCAGAAGCUGAACUGGGCCUUCAACAUGUAUGACCUGGAUGGCGAUGGCAAAAUCACACGAGUGGAGAUGCUGGAAAUCAUUGAGGCCAUCUACAAGAUGGUGGGCACAGUUAUUAUGAUGAAGAUGAAUGAGGAUGGGCUGACCCCAGAACAGCGGGUGGACAGGAUCUUCAGCAAGAUGGACAAGAACAACGAUGACCAGAUCACACUAGAUGAGUUCAAAGAGGCUGCGAGGAGUGAUCCAUCCAUUGUAUUACUCCUCCAGUGUGAAAUGCAGAAGUGAACAAGCAAUGACUGUCUGCGAGCUCUGAACUUCACAGGGGUUUAAUGAUCUAUUCAGUCUGCAGCUAUUUCCACAGAAGAAAAAAGACAAAACAAAAUAAAAAACUACGAAGACAAUAAUUGCUUGGGACUACCUUUCAAUGGACUUGCUUCCUGUGUUUGAAACACUUGUUUGCAUGAGAAUGUCAUUUGCUAAAAAAAAAAAUCAAGUAUUAUUUAUAUGUACUGUAUAUAUAUAUAUUUGAAAAUAUAUAAUUAGAAAUUCCUGCCAAAAUGUGAAGAAAUGUCUUGUAUACACUCCAUAGAAUUCCCUUUCCAAUGUAGCUUGUUGUGCUGAGUUUGAGCUAUGUUACCAUGGUAUUUAUUUUCCUACAUUUUUUUGCUGGCACAAGCUAUGACUGAUUUAAUGUUGCAAAAAAAUUUAAUUCUAAUGGUAGUUUAAACUAUUAACCCAUUCCUCUAAGGCCUGGGCUGGCAGAGAUGUCAAUUAUCUGUGAGCUAAUCCAGAAUGUGCUUGUACUGUGGAAUAGAAGUGUACUUUGCAUGCAUGUAGAUUCAGCCUUAAAAAAGAACCUCCCCUCCUUUUGUGCCAUUUUAAUCCCAUAAGAACAAAGCCUUAUCAAACCUUAACAGUAUUGUCAUAUGGGAUGUAUAUUUGUGGUUUGUUAAUUUACUACAUGUGGGAGCAUGCUUCCUUAUAAAUAGUACUAUAUCUAUGCUACUAAGUCCUUGUUGGAAAUCUUGUGAACCCAAUGUUAUUAUCAUUUAUCAGGACAGUGUGGCCUAUUUUAGUAUAUUAUAAAUCUGAGUAAGCUCAAUUUGUAUAUACCAAAUGACACCAAAAAUGGCUUUCUAUAUUAACUGCAAUGACAGAUGCUCCAAUGACUGAGGACUCCAGAAACUCUUGUUUUGUCGUAAGCCACUUGAUUAAUGGGAAAAUGCACCCACAAACCUGCACAUUUGAAAAAAAUACUCUAUGCCUCUCCCAGUAAAAAUACUAUUCAUUUUCUUUUAGAAUAAACUGUAACUUUAAUGUCACUAAAAUGCUUUUUGUAGAGCAAUAAUUCAAGAGAACAAGGGAAUAGUUGCUAUGAAUUGAUUGGCGUAUGCUGGCCAUUUUGUUUGCAACACAAUCAUUUGUUUAUUUUUAAAGAGCAUUGAGAGUCUAAAGGACAGAGUGUAUGUCACAUGGUAGUAUUUCACCGAUGUUUAGGAUGCAAUAUUAACUACUUGGACCUCAUAUCAUUGGCAAAAAAUAAGAAUAUACUUUAUAAUAUACCAUGCCAUUUUCCAAGUCCAUAAGUUAUAAUAUACCAGGGUUAGGUACUAUUAAGACAUUAUUCUCUGUUACAUCGUUUACAUGGUAAAGGAAAAGGAGGACAGUCAAGCAUUCUAUAAGAUGUUGAUUGGUCUCUCUCCAUCAGUCAGUUUGAAAUCACUUUUCGACACAUUUUGUUGAACAUUGUCAGGUUGCAGUUCCACAUUAAAAUACUGUGAGGAAAUGUCAUUAAGCAACAUAUUUGAUAGACAGUUUUACCUAAAGUGUGCUCUGCCCUUAACUGUUUGUAAAACCUUUUGUAUUCCCCUCUCACAUCCUCAAAUUUAAAUGCAGUGAACACAGGAACGCAGUGAACAUCAAGGUACAGUUUCUCUCACAGGAGAGAAGAAAAAUCUGUCAAAUUGGACAGUUCUAGAAACUUAAUGUAUGAAAACCGUUUCCUUUUAAAUUAAUAUUUAACUGGCCUUGGGUCCCCCACCAUUUAAAGAACAUGAGUCAGGUCUAAGUGAAAUGGUAAAGUAUCUCCACAGUUGGGAGUGUGCAUUGAUUUUGACUGUAUCAUUGUUCAGAAUAGUCCCCAUGUACAAUCAGAAGUUCAGAUUAAUAUCUUUCCCCUGUGAAUGUUUGUAUUGAAUAUUCAAUGUGUAUUCUAUCAUACCAAAUACAAAUCAAAAUUUGCUAUAUGGAUUCUUAAAAAAAAUAUUUGUAGCAUGUAUUGUGCUCCUUGGUGACCUUGACCACACUCCUUGUGUUGUUGUUUGACCUAAUAAAACACCUAUGGGCUGUUUUCUGAA
This is a messenger RNA of Anguilla rostrata (American eel), 3217 nucleotides long. RefSeq names its product visinin-like 1b (gene vsnl1b). Bases 570 to 1145 code for a protein of 191 amino acids. The transcript is spliced from 5 exons. Gene Ontology annotation, molecular function: calcium ion binding. NCBI's taxonomy places the organism in Eukaryota, Metazoa, Chordata, Actinopteri, Anguilliformes, Anguillidae. The record is from RefSeq and is a predicted model, not a curated record.